AGUCUAUGACGUGUUUUGACGUUUGUCAUUAAAAAACGUCGCUGUUUUGCGGUAUCGAACAGCAAAUAAUAUUUUUUAUUAACAGAAAACCUAAUAAACAAUCAACUAGACACCAUUGAUAUGUACUUACUUUCCACACAUUGAUUUAUUAAUAAGUUUCACUAGCUAUAACAAUGAUAACGCUUAAUAGAAAAUUAAAAAAGGAACAUACGGAGCCCACGAACGGUAUUAAGGUGGAUACGAACAAAAGGAUAUCCGUUAGAGACAAGUUGUUAGUGAAAGAGGUUCAGGAGAUAGAGGAGAACCUCCCUGGGACGUGUUCUGUGCAGUUUGAGGACCCGAACGUGCUCAGCGAGUUCACAUUGACAGUGGCCCCUGAUGAAGGUUUUUGGCAAGGGGGCAAGUUUAAAUUCAGUGUUUUUGUCACUGAAGACUAUAAUAUGGCACCUCCAAAAGUCAAAUGUCUAACUCGGUUGUGGCACCCGAACAUAAAUGUGGAUGGAGACAUCUGCUUGUCCCUGCUGCGGCAGACCUCGAUUGAUGAGCACGGCUGGGCGCCCACUCGGAGACUCAAGGAUGUGGUGUGGGGCCUCAACUCUUUAUUUACUGAUCUCCUAAACUUUGAAGACCCUCUCAACAUCGAAGCGGCCGAGAUGUACAAGAAAAACAAAAUCGAGUUUCAAGCGAAAGUUCAGGAGUACAUAUCAGGAGCUAAAGGCAAGAGAUGAAAUUCGGUUUCACCGUACAGCGUCCUUAGGAAUCUUUGUACAUUAUUCAUCGUUUUUAUCUACCAUUAUUUUGUAGGUAAAUAUAUAAUACUCCAAAAGUGAUAAAUCUAUAUUUAAAUAAUUCACAUUUAUAAUAAUGAUGGUGGUUUGUAGCUGUGAUUUUAUAUGGUUGUGUUUAUUUGGUUUGGUUGUUCAAUUUAGAUUUAGCCAAAUAUUUUGAAAUAUCAAAAGGCGUAGCAACACGAAAGUAAUUUAAAUUGGAACGAAAUAUGACGCCGUAAUUUUAUUAACCAAUUGACCAUGUCAUAUCGCGUACCUGUCACACACACGCCAACAUAAUUGAUACAAUCAUGGUAGAGUUAAACCAAGAAAAGUCUGCAGAGAUUUUGACAGCACAUGUGCACUGCGUGCAGUGCAGGUGUUAUUUUAAACGUCAAACUUCUAUGAAAUUAUGACGUAUAACUAACACUGGCACUGCAUGUGCUGUCAAAAUCUCUGCAGACUUUUCUUGGUCUAACUUUAACAAAUUGUCAGGUGACAAGCAAAACUCACUAAAUUAGUUACUAAAAAAAAAUUAAACAAAAAUCGACCUUCUUAUAGUACUAAUAUGGUUCACUAUGGCUAUGAACUCGUGAUGGUAAUUAGCGAGUUUUGCUUGUCACCUCACGAAAUAUAAAUAAACCUUACUUACUUGAUACAUUGCACUUUGACAGACUUCAUUUAAUUAUAUUAUAAACACUCUUGGAAUUAUGAGCAAUUACUCGUCUAGUCAUUCAAGAUUUGAUAAUUAUACCGAAUUAUCGUUAAUAUCAGACUUAUUUGAGCAUAUACUAAUAAGUGAGGUAUGUACAUAUUUUUUACUUUUCUUUACAAAGUUUAACUUUUCAGAUAAACCACGAACAAUUUCGUACAUUGACCCCACCGAUUCCUAUCUCUAUCGCACGUGCAUAAUUUUACUGCUGUGCCACUGUGCGAGCGGGACAGCAAUAUAAUUAAGCCUGUGCAAUAGAGAUAGGAAAUGGCGGGUUAAUGUUAGAAAUUCUUCAUGCUUUGCGACCUUAUUUUACCUAUAAAAUCACAUGCUACAGUAUAAUGUUAUUCUAUGGAACUUGCUAACUAUGUCAACAAAAGUCACUAGUAAAUUCAUCAUUCAGAGACAAUUUCAAUAUGGCGGUUUGUUUACAUAGUUAGCAAGUUCCAUAGAAUGACACUACACUGUCGAGUCAUACAAAAGGAAGCUGUGAGUCCGCAAUAAUGCAAUAAUAGGUGUUUGAAUCGUGUGGCCAUUGAUACGCGUGUUCCAAAUCGAUUAAAUAGAAUUUUAUAAUAAAUGAAAUAUGCACGCUC
This is a messenger RNA of Cydia fagiglandana, 2075 nucleotides long. RefSeq names its product NEDD8-conjugating enzyme UBE2F-like. The record is from RefSeq and is a predicted model, not a curated record. The coding region runs from base 174 to 728 and encodes 184 amino acids. Lineage: Eukaryota; Metazoa; Arthropoda; Insecta; Lepidoptera; Tortricidae. The transcript has 3 exons.